This is a messenger RNA of Suncus etruscus (white-toothed pygmy shrew), 1435 nucleotides long. RefSeq names its product zinc finger protein 708-like. The coding region runs from base 82 to 1299 and encodes 405 amino acids. Gene Ontology annotation, molecular function: DNA-binding transcription repressor activity, RNA polymerase II-specific. Lineage: Eukaryota; Metazoa; Chordata; Mammalia; Eulipotyphla; Soricidae. Gene Ontology annotation, biological process: negative regulation of transcription by RNA polymerase II. The record is from RefSeq and is a predicted model, not a curated record. The transcript is spliced from 7 exons.
CUUGACUGACAGAAGAGACAAAGAGGACUUACUGCAAAGGUCCUUACUGCUGCUAUUAAGGAAUAAUCCAGGAGGGAGAAGAUGGAAACAAACACUCUGACAUCCGGUAUCCAGUUAGGAGAUGCUGUGACCUUCCCUGAUGUAGCUGUGAGCUUCUCCCAGGAUGAGUGGCUGUGCCUGGACCCCUCUCAGAGGAAUCUCUACAGAGAUGUGAUGCUAGAGACCUACCAGCACCUGCAGGACAUAGGGCAUUGUGGGGUGAAGCCUGCGAUUAUCUUCUGGUUGGAAGCUGGAGACCCUGGAAUGCUACAGAGAGGCAUGUUUCCAGAUGGUGGACCACAAGUUCCGAUAGUGACAUUUCAGAAAUUUUCUUUUGGAAUGGAAUAUCAAAAAAAGUAUGAGAUGAGAAACAGCCAGACCCCGUUGGAUGGAGCUGAUCCUGUGCUGCGUGCCACCGUCUGGAGGAAACCGUCCUGUCCAUAUCCCAGUGGGAGUGAAGAAUCAGGGGGCAUCUGCUGUGAAGUGGACCAGAGUGAAGAGAAAUUUCUUGCGCCAGAGCCAGUGACCACUGUGCAAAACUCCCCUGAAUCUGCUCUGCCCAGUCCCUGGACUCAGACCCCCACAGUGGGACCAUCCUGGGAAAGGCGAACAACAGUGUUUGCUCUGAGCCCCUCACAAUCUCAGGCUAACCAGCAAAUCACCUGUAGAGUGAAGCCACCUGAGUGUAAGCAAUGUGGGGGGGACUUUGUGUGUGCCCUGCAACUUGAAGUUCCCUCAGUCACCCUCAGUAUAAAGGAUACCGCUGAAGGUCUGCGGGGUGGAUAUGCCCUGAGUCAACCAGAGAGACAGAGAGACACUAGGGAAGUCCAGACACGAGAGAAGCCAAAUAAAUGUCAGGAGUUUGGGAAGGUAUUUUCUCAGUCUUCAUACCUUAAUAGGCACAAGAGAGUUCUUAGAGGAGAGAAAGUGUUUACAUGUCAGGAGUGUGGGAAGACUUUCACUUUAUCCUCACACCUUAAUAAGCACAAGAAAAUUCAUUCAGGAAAGAAGCCAUAUACAUGUCAGGUGUGUAGGAAGGCCUUUACUCAAUCCCAAGGUCUUCAUAAUCACAAGAAAAUUCAUAUGGGAGAGAAACCUUAUACAUGUCAGGCAUAUGGGAAGGCCUUCUCUCAAUACUCAGGUCUUUAUAGUCACAAGAAAAGUCAUACUGGGGAGAAACCUUAUACUUGUCAGGAGUGUGGGAAAGCCUUCACUCUAUCCACACACCUUAAUAGACACAAAAGAAUUCAUACUAGAUAGAAACCUUAUACAUGUCAGGAGUGUGGGAAGGCCUUCAGUUCAUCCUCAGGUCUUUAUAGUCACAAGAAAAGUCAUACUGGAGAGAAGCCUUAUACAUGUCAGGAGUGUGGGCAGACCUUCACUUGCUCAUCAAUCC